ACCGUCACCAUGUGCACUCCUCUUCUUCCUCUCUAUAAAAGCUUGAACCUUUUACUCUUACAAAACCAUCUCCACAACCUUAACAUAUUCCCUUCUCGAAAUUCUCUUUUCUCUCCUCGAAUUACGCAAACCCCUCUUCCUAUAUCUCCCACGCUUUCAAAGAUUUGCUCAGUCAAGUUCCAAACUUGCACCUCAAGAUCAUUUCUUUCUUCAAUUCUAAUUCAUGGGUGUUCAUUGAUUCAGUGAUAUAAAGUGUUGAUCUUCGUUUUCACGGUGUUUCUGUUACGAUGGAGCUUAUUUCGGGUCUACCCGAGGACGUAGCCCGAGACUGUCUGAUUCGGGUUUCGUAUCAGCAGUUCUCUACCGUGGCGUCGGUGUGCAAAGGGUGGAAGACGGAGGUUCAGAUGCCGGAGUUUCGCCGUCAACGGCGGAGCACGGGGCACUCACAGAAGGUCCUAGUCAUGGUUCAGGCACGGGUUGAACCGGAGAAAAGCGGAACCGGUUCGACAAAGCGUUUGACGAACCCGGCUUACCGUCUCAGCGUAUUCGAACCGGAAACGGGUGAUUGGAGCGAAUUACCGCCACCACCCGGAUUCGGGUCAGGGUUACCCGUUCUGUGUCAGUUGGCGGAUGUCGGGUACGACCUGGUUGUAAUGGGCGGGUUAGACCCGGAUUCGUGGAAAGCUUCAAAUUCGGUUUUCAUAUAUAAUUUCUUGUCGGCGAAGUGGCGCCGUGGGACCCACAUGCCGGGUGGACCCCGCACGUUCUUCGCUUGCGCGUCGGAUUCCGACCGGACGGUGUUCGUCGCCGGCGGACACGACGACGAGAAGAACGCGCUGAGGUCGGCGUUGGCGUACGACGUGGGGGCGGACAAGUGGGUCCCGCUGCCGGAUAUGGCGGCGGAGCGCGACGAGUGCAAGGCGGUGUUUCGCCGCGGGAGGUUCGUCGUCGUCGGUGGUUACCGGACGGAGAUGCAGGGAAGGUUCGAGCGGAGCGCGGAGGCGUUCGAUGCUGCCACGUGGAAAUGGGACAUUGUGGAUGACGAUUUCUUGGAUUGCGCCACGUGUCCGAGGACAUUCGUGGACGGUGGCGAUGGAGACGAGAGGGUGUUCAUGUGCAGCGGCGGUGAGUUAAUGGCAAUGCAGGGGGACACGUGGCAGAAGUUAGCAAAGGUGCCGGAUGAGAUACGCAACGUGGCGUACGUUGGAGCGUUCGAUGGGGUAGUGUUGUUGAUUGGGUCAAGCAGCUUCGGUGAAUCGCACAUGGGUUUUGUGUUUCAUGUGAAGAGUUGUAAUUGGAGAAAAUUAGAUACCCCAGAAUGGUUUAGGGGUCAUGUCCAAACCGGUUGCAUUUUGGAGAUUUAGGAAAUUUGGUUUUUGAAUUUUCCACAUGAACAUGGUAUAGUAUUUGUAGAAAUUAUAUCACAAGGUAUUUAUAAUAGUUUUGAUAUUAAAAAGGGUAUUGGGAAAAAAAAGUUUAGUGCUCUAGUAAAUACAAUGGACCAAUGAGAGUGUGUUAUAUUAGCUGAUAUUUUUUUUAAAAAGAGAGAAAAAAAUUAAUUUUAAUACUUUACGUACUUCCUAAAUAUGGGAAUUAUAUAGUUUAAAUAAAAUCUGUAAUUAUACCUAGUUGUAAGUAUCCCGGGGAAAGUUCUCUCCUAAUAUGUAGAGCUGGCAAAAUGGGCCGAGUCCGCCAGACCGGCUUGCCCCGUCCGCCAAACGGGGUGGGGCGGGUUGAGUUUUCUAAACCCGCUGCCCGACAAGUCUGUCAGCUCGCCCGGGCUGAUUUUUUUUUUUUUUUAAAUUUUAGUGUAAAAUGUGAUGGGCUUGGCGGGCAGCCCGUUCCGCCCGCCCAAACGGGACGGGGCGGGCUGAGAUAUCUAGCUCACCUUUAAUGGUGGGGCGAGGCGGGCCAGCCCACUU
Messenger RNA from Gastrolobium bilobum, 1922 nucleotides. RefSeq names its product F-box/kelch-repeat protein At1g80440-like. The transcript has a single exon. The record is from RefSeq and is a predicted model, not a curated record. Bases 288 to 1364 code for a protein of 358 amino acids. NCBI's taxonomy places the organism in Eukaryota, Viridiplantae, Streptophyta, Magnoliopsida, Fabales, Fabaceae. Gene Ontology annotation, molecular function: protein binding. Gene Ontology annotation, biological process: regulation of phenylpropanoid metabolic process; negative regulation of cytokinin-activated signaling pathway.